AUGGCCGAUAUGCCUUCCUCUCCUCCUUCCUCUGGUGCGUUUGUUCGAAAGGGGUGUUCUACUUUACACCGCCAGUUUAUCAAUGAUCCGCAGAGGCUUAGGCUACUUCCGGGCGGAGUUUCGUCCAGAGCAAGUCCCGGCGAGUUGACACCGUAACUUAUCCUUCUCUUCUUCAUGGUGUUGUUAUACAGGCCUGUCAAAAGAUGGUCCCUCAGUGACUUUGACAUAGGGAAGAACCUAGGAAAAGGGAGAUUUGGUUCGGUAUACCUUGCAAGGGAGAAACAAAGUCGUUUCGUCUUCUCCUUGAAAGUUUGCCUAAUAAUCUUUUGACUUUCGUAGAUAAUGUUCAAACUUCACUUUUCGACACCGGAGACUAUGCAGCAACUACAGCGGGAAAUUGAAAUACAGUCUCAUCUCAAGUAA
This is a messenger RNA of Spirometra erinaceieuropaei, 423 nucleotides long. The record is from the annotation of a GenBank genome assembly. NCBI's taxonomy places the organism in Eukaryota, Metazoa, Platyhelminthes, Cestoda, Diphyllobothriidea, Diphyllobothriidae.